AUGAACAUUGAAUUUUUCCAGAAACCUCCAAGCCAUCUCUCCACAGAUUCUGGGGUCUCCAUCUUUUUCUAUGAGUUCCAGCAUCGACCCAGUUCUUUUGCGAAGAUCAAGCCGGCCUGGGUGCGGGCUGAUCAUGGGGCUGAGAAGACCUUCAUCUUCGGGGGUCCUUUCCUCAUGGAUGAGAGCUCCACGCUGGAAGCCACAGGGGAGGAGCAGGAGCUGAGCCUCACCAUGAUGGCCCAGUGGACCCACUUCUCCUGGACAGGGUGCCUUGCAUACCAAGGAGCCUCUAGUGGUUACCAAAUAUGGGACCCUCCAAGAAAGCAGGUACAUGUGGGGAAGACACCCAUCAAUGCCUUCCUAGGAGUUCCCUUCUACAGACCUCCUGUGGGUGCCUGCAGGUUCACUGCCCCAGAACCCCCAGAGCCCUGGGAAGGAAUCAGAGAUGCUACCACCUAUGCCCCAGUGUAAGAGCCAGAGGACUGUCAGCUGGGAUGUGGGCAGACCCUGAGGAAGGCGGUGAACCUAUGCCUGCCUCUGGGCAGGGGUUUGAACAACCCACUGAAAAGAGUGCUCUGUGUGGCCACAGGCAGUCCUGGCAACCAUUCUGGGCCUCAGUUUCCAAACCUAUAUAAUGAAGUGGCUGGUCCAGAUGGUGUUUAAGGCACUGAUAAUGCUGUUCUUGAUUCUCUCAUGGGAGAGCUCCAGGCAAGGAGGAGGUGCAUACUGACUGUGCCCCCAGGACCUGCUGGGGAGCUGAGUUUCCCUAAAUGUGUGUGAGGAGCAGUACACACACACACACACACACACACACACACACACACACACACACACACAGAGUGAACCCUGAGCUCUUCCCUCUUCCUUGGUGCUUGAACCUAAGAACAAGCCCACGUGGCACCACCAGCCCUUCCCUGCAGAAGGAGGCCAAAAUGGGGAGGGCAUGGGCUCAGUUUCAGUUUUAAUGUCCCAGGGUCUCAGUGCAACCUCUAGCUGGGCUCAAGCCCUGAAUCACAUGAGCAUGUUGGGACAAUGGCUGCCCUUUGACGCACUGGGCUUGGCAGUUUACCAAGAACAAGUGUAUUUACUGUUUACAUAGACCAUUGAGUAACCCACUGUCCAGAACAUUCUGUGGCGAACAUUAACAAUGUUCAGCAUCAGUUGGAUAAAGUAUUGGCUUUAGAAAAAUGUCUACUGUGAGAACCUGGGUGUCAGGUGAUAUAGAAAACUACAACUACCACACUGGAUGUCUAGUUGUUAAAAACACGGUGUCCACUGUUUUUUUUUUUUUUUUUGCGGUACGCGGGCCUCUCACUGUUGCGGCCUCUCCCGUUGCAGAGCACAGGCUCCAGACGCGCAGGCUCAGCGGCCAUGGCUCACGGGCCCAGCCGCUCCGCGGCAUGUGGGAUCUUCCCGGACCGGGGCACGAACCCCCGUCCCCUGCAUCGGCAGGCAGAUUCUCAACCACUGCACCACCAGGGAAGCCCAAAAACACGGUGUCCACUGUUAGAACAUGAUUGACUGUUACUAGAACACUGGCAUGUUGGUUGUUAAAACACUGGCCAUCACUGACAGAAACCAAGGUA
Messenger RNA from Orcinus orca (killer whale), 1586 nucleotides. It is a transcript of the gene CES3, whose product is annotated as carboxylesterase 3. Gene Ontology annotation, molecular function: acetylcholinesterase activity. The transcript has 4 exons. Lineage: Eukaryota; Metazoa; Chordata; Mammalia; Artiodactyla; Delphinidae. Bases 1 to 471 code for a protein of 156 amino acids. Gene Ontology annotation, biological process: acetylcholine catabolic process; choline metabolic process. Gene Ontology annotation, cellular component: plasma membrane. The record is from RefSeq and is a predicted model, not a curated record.